UGGAAACGCUUCUGUUUUCAUGCUGCUCUGAGGAUGGUUCGCCUUGGUCUGCGACCUGUCCGCAAACGCUCGUUAACGUCCGCCAGCGUUUGUGAGAGGUGGUCGGUGUUGAUGUAAUUGGCUGGGAGGUGGUCGCGGGUGUGUGUUUUGUGUCCGGGUGGUGAAGGAGCGCAUAUUUAGGCUUUCGCUCGUUUUUUUGGAGUUCAGAUGAAACCAUCUUCAGAUUCACCUUCACUUCUUAACAUCUGGCUGAACAGCUGUCCGGAGCUUUAACUUUCUACUCGCCCACAGCCUUCAUCGCUAUCCUCAUCAUCGUUAUCGUCUGAGCAGUGUGGGUCCUCCUACUACAGCCUGAAAAUUCACUUUCACUCCGGAGGAGGAGGAGGAGGAGGAGGAGGAGGAAGAUCCGCUGCUGCCUUUUCUGAGGAUUAAACACUUCAGAUCAUCUAAUCAGGCAUGCUGUACUCUGAGCCAUACUGACACACGAACUCUCUGGUGAAACAUGGAGCUUUCUGCCGAUGCUCAAACGGAUCCUGAAAAAACACUGCACCAUGCAGAGAACAGAGAGCAGCCUGCCCCCUCAGCUCCUGUGAUGCCUGGAGAUGAUGCAGCACUUCUGACGCCGGUGAGGAUGACUCAGCGUGGGAAAGAAACGGGAAUACACACCCCCAACAAAGACCUCCUCUUGACCCCCUCCCUCAGCCCAGGGGUCAGCACACAUGGUUUUGAGCGAAAGGAAGAAAUCUUACCUUUGAAAGAGGACUCUUCACUCUCCAUAUCAAAAAGCAAAUCUGAGACUAAACUCUAUAAUGGAUCAGAUAAAGAUGUUUCAACCUCCGGGAACAAACUCACCAAGAAAGAGUCUCUUAAGGUACAGAAGAAGAACUACAGGGAGGAGAAGAAGCGAGCAACUAAAGAGCUGCUGAGCACCAUCACUGAUCCAUCUGUUAUUGUCAUGGCCGACUGGCUCAAGAUCCGCGGUACACUGAAGAGUUGGACAAAGCUGUGGUGUGUGUUGAAGCCCGGCGUAUUACUGAUCUAUAAGACGCAUAAGAACGGGCAGUGGGUGGGCACCGUGCUGCUGAGCGCCUGCGAGCUUAUUGAGAGACCCUCAAAGAAGGACGGAUUUUGCUUCAAACUGUUUCACCCUCUGGAGCAGUCUAUAUGGGCCGUGAAGGGCCCUAAAGGAGAAGCUGUUGGCUCUAUCACGCAGCCACUGCCCAGUAGUCACCUCAUCUUCCGUGCUGCCUCUGAGUCUGACGGCCGCUGCUGGAUGGACGCUCUGGAGCUGGCUCUCAAGUGUUCCAGCCUGCUGAAGAGAACGAUGAUCCGGGAGGGAAAAGAAGAACCUGCAGCUGCCACAGAAACUUCACACACGCACACACACAUCAACUUCUACAGCCUGCUCAGAGCACACAACAUGCAGGGCUUCCAAUUCAGUGAUGGUGAGCAGUUUAAGGAUGUGGACCUGUACUCCGAUAAAUCGGACAAAGAGAAUGACCAGGAGGAGAACGAGUGGGAGAAGAGUGAAGAGAGUGACAGCGACACCAGCGAACGACAGGACGACUCAUAUGCUGACCUGGAGCCCAGUGAGAACCUGAGGGAAACGAUCUAUGUUCAACAGAGCCAUGAGGAGCUGGGCGAGGCCGGUGAAGCGUCUCAGACUGAAACCGUAUCAGAGGAGAAUAAAUCUCUGAUCUGGACACUGCUGAAACAGGUACGGCCGGGGAUGGACCUAUCUAAAGUUGUUUUGCCCACCUUCAUCCUGGAGCCGCGGUCAUUCCUGGAUAAACUGUCUGAUUACUACUUCCAUGCUGACUUCUUGUCUGAAGCUGCUGUGGAGGAGAAUGCAUAUAACCGCAUGAAGAAGGUGGUGAAGUGGUACAUCUCUGGAUUCUACAAAAAGCCAAAGGGUCUGAAGAAGCCAUACAACCCCAUCAUCGGAGAAAUGUUUCGCUGCAUGUGGAUUCACCCUAAAACCAACAGCAAAACAUUUUACAUAGCAGAACAGGUUUCCCAUCAUCCACCAGUCUCUGCCUUCUAUGUUAGUAACAGAAAGGAUGGUUUUUGUCUGAGCGGCAGCAUUCUGGCCAAAUCCAAGUUCUACGGAAACUCUCUAUCAGCCAUUUUAGACGGUGAAGCCAGACUGACCUUCCUGAACAGAGGAGAAGAUUACAUCAUGAACAUGCCAUACGCCCACUGCAAGGGUAUUCUCUAUGGUACAAUGACUCUGGAGCUGGCAGGCCAGGUGUCCAUCACCUGUGAGAAAACAGGGUAUAGUGCCCAGCUGGAGUUCAAACUAAAGCCAUUCCUGGGUAGUAAUGACAGUGUUAAUCAGAUCAGUGGGAAAAUUAAACUGGGGAAGGAAGUGCUGGCUACACUGGAGGGACACUGGGAUUGUGAGAUCUUUAUAAAUGAUAAGAAGACAGGUGUGGUGGAGACAUUUUGGAACCCGACGCCAGAACUACGGCAGAGUCGUCUCACCCGUUGUACCGUCCCACAUGAGGAACAGGGCGAAUUUGAGUCUGAGAGAUUGUGGCAGCAUGUGACAAGGGCCAUAAACAAUAAGGACCAGACAGAGGCCACCAAUGAGAAGUUCAUUCUGGAGGAGGCUCAGAGGAAAUCGGCCCGUGAGAGGAAGGCGAAGUGUGAAGAGUGGACUCCAGCACUGUUUGAGCAAGACCCAGGCACAGGAGAGUGGCAUUACAGAUAUGCAGAUACUCGUCCAUGGGAUCCGCUGAAUGAUCUGAUCCAGUUUGAGAAAGAUGGCUGUAUUCAGACUAAAGUUCGUCACAGGACUCCUAUGGUACGUUCAGCCAGUGUAGUUAGUCUCAGUGCCCAGCAGGGCGCCCGGAGGGACAAUUACCUGAGCCAGGUAACGGGACCAAAACGGAAGCACAAACAGAACGAUAAGCCCAAAAACCCAGAAAGUGGCUGCUCCUCUCCGGAACCAGAUCGACAGGACUCGUCUGGCAGUGAGAGGCACAAGAGUAAACCCAGUAGUCGCCUGAGGAAAAAAGCUCCUGAACUUUCUGAACUUCAGAGUGCAGUGGAGUCCAUCAGACACACACAGGAGGAGAUCAACAGGAGUAUCAGUGCUCUGAGGAGUCGAGUGUCUGUUCAGUCUGAGCCCAGCUCCUUCUUCACUCAGAGAGAUUACGCCAUCAUCCUCUUCCUUAUCAGUGCACAGAUCAUCCUCGCCAUCAUCUUCAAAUAAACUUAAACUCAGGAUUAAAGACUAAAGCUCAUCUUCAGAUUGAGUCUGCAGAUUAAUCUUGAGCUCAAACUCAGGAUUAAGGACUGAACCAGAACUGGACAUCACUCCGUCCAUCGCUCUCUCACUGUUGACCUCUAAACACCUCCACUUUAACUGAUUUUUUUUUUUACACUCUGAAGGAUUCCACAUUUUAGAAAGAGGUGCUCGAGCAUGGCCAGCAGGUGAAGUGCAUUUUGUGGACUGCACGGCAAAGGGGAAAGCCGUUGGAAUGAAAGCACCAACUUUUGCUGUAUUAUUUUUUAUCAUUAUUUUAAAGAGUGCUUGUUCCUACUGCUGUGUAUGUGUGUGUGCGCGUAUGGAUGUGUAGGAGAAACUGUCUUCUCCAAAAAAAGCAUAAGAAAAAAAGGAAAUGAGUGAAACAGGACUGACAUGUUUGAGGAAAACUUUAGUUUCAGAUGUUUUUUUUAUAAUUAACACAAAUGUGUGGGAACAAUUUCACCAGUCUUAAUGUUAAUAGGAGUGAAACAGUAUCAAGUCAAUCUACAUUUCAUAUCUGUAGUUUACAGUAGCUAAUAUAGAUAUGUAGAUAUUAAUAUAGAUAAUAUAGAUAUGAAAUAUUACUCUAUAAACAGCAUCAACCUCCAUGCAAAUCUGGCACUAAUUUAGUGUUAGCAUGAGGAACAGAAGCUUUUGGUUUAGGAUUAUGAUUAGGAUUUAGAUUUAGGGAUUAGGUUUAGGAUUAGGAUUGAUCUUGCUGUUAGAGUUUAGUGAAGGCUGUAGCAGAACUUCCUGUAGCUUCAUCCCUUCUGUUUUAUGUAAAUAUGAUUAAAGCCAAAUAGGCCGUCAGGCUCUGUAGGAACGACUUACAGUUACAGUGAUUCUACUUGUUUUUCUUAAAGAAACGUGUUACUGUUGUCGACACGCGUGUCUUUGAUUGGUGUGUGUGUGUUGGGUAUGUGUGUGUGUAUAUCAGACGGUUGAAUGUGGUCAUACCAGUAAUAACUCCAGAUUAAUCAUUAAUGUGCCUUUCAGAGCAGCUACAGUGGGGAUGGGGUUCUGAGUGGGUGUGUGGUGUGCGGAGCUUGUUUUCAUGUUUUUAUUUCUGUUCUUUCAAUUUUGGUUGUUUUCAUUCUGUUUGUUCUCUGCGUGGAUAGUGCCAUAUUCAGCCAUAGAGACACGCUUUAAUCCACCUAUCCACCCACCACAGCACAACAAAGAGUUAGUGUGUGUGUGUGUGUGUGUGUAUCAAAAUGAACUGAAGCUCAAUCCUGCCAGUUCUCUUUCCCUCCCCCUCCCUCUCUCUCCCCCUCCCUCUCUCUCUCUCUCUCUCUCUCUCUC
Molecule: messenger RNA, 4555 nt
Organism: Pygocentrus nattereri (red-bellied piranha)
Lineage: Eukaryota; Metazoa; Chordata; Actinopteri; Characiformes; Serrasalmidae
Gene: osbpl8
Product: oxysterol binding protein-like 8
Exons: 24
Coding region: 503-3217 (904 amino acids)
Cellular component (GO): cytosol; intracellular membrane-bounded organelle; membrane
Molecular function (GO): cholesterol binding
Source: RefSeq, a predicted model, not a curated record